AUGUCGAUGCCAACAAGCUCGGUCAGGAUCUGCGCGCCCUGUCGCCGUGUGGCCCUGCUGCAGCACCACCUGGCACGCACCGCCCGCCUUCCCUCGCCGCGCCUCUUCUCCUCGACGCCCUCGGCGCCGUCGCAUGAUAACCCCCUCGGCCUUCCGCGCAACAACGAGAGGAGACCACCCCAGAUGCCGCGACGGGGCACCGGCGUACCGGAAAAGCGGUCCAUCCCGUACGUCAAAAAGGUCCUCGCCGUCUCGAGCGGAAAGGGCGGCGUGGGGAAGAGCACCAUAUCAGCCAACCUGGCGCUGGCGCUAGCUCAGACGGCCGCAGACUGCCCCUCGAGCAUCUCUGCGUCACCGCGCAAGCCGAGGAUCGGACUGCUGGACCUCGACAUCUUUGGACCGAGCGUGCCCAAACUCAUGGGUCUCGAAGAUGUCGGCGAGCCAGAACUGACGCAGGACGGCGGACUGAUCCCGCUCGUCAACCACGGCAUAUCGUGCAUGUCGAUGGGCUUCCUCCUCCCACCCGGCACGUCGGGCUCCAACGCCGACACACCCGUCGUGUGGCGCGGCAUGAUGGUCAUGAAGGCGACGCAGCAGCUCCUGUUUGACGUCGACUGGCGACGCGGCGCCAGCCCCGAUACGCCCCGGUCCGACGCCUCGAACUCCUCUCCUGCUACCGCCGCAGCCGCAGCCGCGACGACGUCGACGACGCCCGCAGAGGAUUGGCUCGACGUCCUCGUCAUCGACAUGCCGCCGGGCACCGGCGAUGUGGCCCUCAGCCUGAGCCAGCUGGUCAAGGUCGAUGGCGCCGUCGUGGUCAGCACGCCGCAGGAGGUGGCCCUCAUCGACGCUCGAAAGGGCGUGUCGAUGUUCAACAAGGUCAAGGUGCCCAUCGCCGGCCUGGUGCUCAACAUGUCGCACUUCGUCUCGCCGGAUACGGGCAGGGCAUUCGAGCUCUUCGGGCCAUCGCGACCCUUCGACGACUAUGCCCAGCAGCGCGGCCUGCCCAUCCUCGGUCGCAUCCCGCUACAGCCCGACGUCAGCACCGGAGGAGACAGGGGUCAGCCCACUGUCCUGCGCCCCACUAUCCAGGUCGAGAGCGGCAACGGCCAGGUCGGAGGCGCUGCCGAGACGAGGGACAACCUGGCCCGCGACGAGUUUCUCGCCAUCGCCAAGCAGUGCUGGCAGAAGCUGGCGUAG
This is a messenger RNA of Pseudozyma flocculosa PF-1, 1200 nucleotides long. RefSeq lists its product as uncharacterized. The transcript has 5 exons. The record is from RefSeq and is a predicted model, not a curated record. Gene Ontology annotation, cellular component: mitochondrion. Gene Ontology annotation, molecular function: 4 iron, 4 sulfur cluster binding; ATP binding; ATP-dependent FeS chaperone activity. Lineage: Eukaryota; Fungi; Basidiomycota; Ustilaginomycetes; Ustilaginales; Ustilaginaceae. Gene Ontology annotation, biological process: mitochondrial respiratory chain complex I assembly; iron-sulfur cluster assembly. Bases 1 to 1200 code for a protein of 399 amino acids.